This is a messenger RNA of Odobenus rosmarus divergens (Pacific walrus), 1362 nucleotides long. RefSeq names its product ketohexokinase (fructokinase) (gene KHK). Gene Ontology annotation, molecular function: ketohexokinase activity. The transcript is spliced from 8 exons. The coding region runs from base 466 to 1362 and encodes 298 amino acids. Lineage: Eukaryota; Metazoa; Chordata; Mammalia; Carnivora; Odobenidae. Gene Ontology annotation, biological process: fructose metabolic process. The record is from RefSeq and is a predicted model, not a curated record.
GCAGCUGCGAGGCCCGGCUCAACUCAACUAGGGUCUGGAGUGCGAGCCGCCGGUGCAGGAGAGGAAGGGGCAGGAGGCGCCUUGGUACUGCACUUUUUUUUGCAUUUAGGAGAUUGCCUAGCUGCGCUUUAGAGAGGUUUGCAUUAGCUCCGAGGCUGUCUGACAAGUGAGGCCGAGAAGUGGGAGGCGUUGCCAUCUGCUGGGCCACGCCACCUGCUGAGGGGGAGCCGGGGACCAAAGCCUCGGGGUCUGCGCUCCCAGGCCCGCUUGAAUCGGUGGGCGUGGGGAGCAAGGGACCUGCUCCCUUCUCUCCCGGCUGCAGGAGGCCCCCUGGGGGAGGAGCUCGGGACGCAGAGGAGGAGCCAAGUCAACCCCAGGAGCAGGGACACAACCCUCUGGGAUAAGAGGCAGAGCCCAGGAGGAACCCCGUCAGCCAGGCGGGCAGAAAGCUCCGGGAGCAGCCUCAUGGAAGACAAGCAGAUCCUGUGCGUGGGGCUAGUGGUGCUGGACAUCAUCAAUGUAGUGGACAAGUACCCAGAGGAGGACACCGACAGCAGGUGCUUGUCCCAAAGAUGGCAGCGUGGAGGCAACGCAUCCAACUCCUGCACUGUUCUGUCCCUGCUUGGAGCCCCCUGCGCCUUCAUGGGCUCGCUGGCCCAGGGCCAUGUUGCCGACUUCCUGGUGGCUGACUUCAGGCAGCGGGGCGUGGAUGUGUCCCAGGUGGCCUGGCAGAGCAGAGGGGAGACCCCGUGCUCUUGCUGCAUCGUCAACAACUCCACUGGCUCCCGCACCAUUGUGCUCUACGACACGAACCUGCCAGAUGUGUCUGCUACAGACUUUGAUAAGGUUGAUCUGACCCGGUUCAAGUGGAUCCACAUUGAGGGCCGGAACGCAUCAGAGCAGGUGAAGAUGCUGCAGCGGAUAGAACAGCACAAUGCCACACAGCCUCCGGGUCAGAAGAUCCGAGUGUCCGUGGAGGUGGAGAAGCCCCGAGAGGAGUUGUUCCAACUGUUUGGCUAUGGAGAUGUAGUGUUUGUCAGCAAAGAUGUGGCCAAGCACUUGGGGUUCCGGUCAGCGGGGGAGGCCCUGAGGGGUCUGUACGGUCGUGUGAGGAAAGGGGCUAUGCUGGUCUGCGCCUGGGCUGAGGAGGGCGCUGAUGCCCUGGGCCCUGAUGGACGGCUGCUCCACUCGGAUGCCUUCCCUCCACCCCGGGUGGUGGAUACUCUGGGGGCCGGAGACACCUUCAACGCCUCGGUCAUAUUCAGCCUGUCCCAGGGGAAGAGUAUGCAGGAGGCGUUGAGGUUUGGCUGCCAGGUGGCCGGCAAGAAGUGCGGCCUGCAGGGCUUUGAGGGCAUCGUGUGA